AUGUCCACCCAGGCGGACGUCCUCGACAAUAUCUUCCACCGCCUCGCCAACAAGAAUGAGGAGAUCCGUAUCCAUGCAGCUCAAGAUCUUCGCCUUCAUGUGACGGAAUAUACCCAAGAGCACCUCGGGCACGAUGGGCUCAAGGGCGUCUGGGGAGAUGUCUUCCAUCGGAUGUUCGAGUUGACGAGGAGUAACAAUGCCUUCGAGAGGCUGGGCGCUUGCGUCGCUAUCGACGAAAUGAUCCAGUCGACCAAGGAUGAUACGCCGGACCGAGCGCUGCAGAAGAAUCUUAGGCUGUACGAAUAUCUUCGGCCUCUUCUGACAUGUACUGACUCGACGGUCAUGAUAGCUGCUGCCAAGGUGGUCGGUAAUAUGGUAGAGCUCUCUGGACCCAUUCUCGGCGAGUCCUUCUUCAACAAGGAGGUCGGGCAGGCAUUGCAGCUUCUUGACGACUCGAGAUCCGAAGCCGGUCGCUUCAGCGGUGUACUAGUGCUCCAUCAGUUCGCCUCCAAAGCUGGCGCGUUCUUCUACCAGCAUGUUUCGAGGGUGCUUGACAAGAUCUGGACUCCGCUGCGGGAUUCAAGGACUAUGGUCCGAGAACGAGCCUCCAUGCUUCUCUCUGCCUGUCUGCGACUAGUCAAGGAACGCGAAAAGUCACCGACGGAUGUCUAUCGUCGGAUCUUUGAAGAGGCGCGGAGCGGAUUGCAAAAGGCCGGAUCGACCGACUCCAUCCUCGGCUCCCUGCAUGCCGUCGGUGCUAUGCUGGAUAAUCAGCAACUGUCGAUGCAGCAAUUCUACAAGGACGUCUGCGAGCUUACCCUUCGAUACCGCGACUCCAAGGAAAUCUCGGUCCGCAAAAUGGUCAUCUCCCUCAUCCCUAGUAUGGCGACCUACGACAGCGACGAGUUCGAGGCGCUCUACCUGCAUCGGAGUAUGGCGUAUCUCCUCCAGGCACUGCAGAAGCCUACGGAUAGGGAUACGGGCUAUGUCGCGCUGGGCUAUAUGGCGUUGACGUUGGGGAGCAAGAUGAGGCCGUUCAUCGACGAUAUUGUCAAGGUCAUCAAGGAUCAUCUGCGGCAAAGAGGGAAAAAGAACGCACCAGCAGAAGGACCAAUCUUCCAGUGCCUCGGCUACCUAUCUCGAGCGGUCGGACCGAUGCUUACUCGUCAAAUGCACGAUGUACUCGACCUCAUGUUCCUCUGCGGUCUGAGCGAGCCGCUGUAUAGCUCGCUAAAGGACAUCGCGGAUCAUAUCCCUCCUCUUCUGCGUACUGUCCAAGAUCGUCUCCUCGAUAGCAUCUCCCUCGUCCUUACUGGUCACUCCUUCCGGCCGCUCGGAGCACCUCAGCGGAAUCUUCCAAACGGCACAGCGCGAGACAUCCCCGCUGGUACCCAUACCGCCGAGGUCCAGGCGCUCGCCCUCCACGUCCUCGGCACCUUUGACUUUUCCGGUCACACCCUCAACGAGUUCGUCCGAGAUGCUGUCCUACCGUACCUCGAGCAUGACAGCAUUGAGGUCAGGCAAGAGGCGGUUCUGGCGUCGACGCAGCUCUUUAUCCAUGAUCCAAUCUGCUACCAAACGAGCAGUCAUUCUAUCGAGAUUGUCAGCGAUGUCCUGGAGAAGCUCUUGACUGUGGGAAUUACAGAUCCAAGCUCAAGUAUCCGGCAGACCGUCCUGGAACACCUCAGCGAGCGGUUCGACAAGCACUUGUCGCAAGCCGAGGAUAUCAGAUGUCUCUUUAUCGCGCUCAACGAUGAGGUGUUCCAUAAUCGGGAGCUGGCGAUCGGUAUUAUCGGUCGACUAUCGGUUCUCAACCCAGCCUACGUUAUGCCGCCACUACGAAAGUCGCUCAUCAACCUCAUUACCGAGUUGGAGUACUCUACCAAUACGAAACAAAAGGAGGAAUCCGCCAAACUCCUCUGCCUCCUCAUCGCCGCCGCCGCCUCCCUCGUCAAAUCCUACGCGCCCACCAUCCUCACUGUUCUCGUCCGUACCGCCGAAUCCCCCGAAACCACCACUGUCGUCUCUGCCGAAUGCGUCAAAUGCAUCGGCGAGCUCGCACGCGUCGCUGGCGAAGAGCUCGUAUCGAGCGCCAAGCCGGUCAUGGCCAUGGUCAUCGGCAUGCUCAAUGACCAGACCAGCCCGAUCAAGCGGAAUGCGGCGCUCAAGACGCUGGGUCAGCUGGCGGGUAAUACGGCGGAAGUGAUUCAGCCAUAUACGGAUCACCCGCAGCUGUUGGCGGUGCUCUUCAGGUUGUUGAGGACGGAGUCGGAUUCAACGGUCCGGAUGGAGACAAUCAGGACGAUGGGGAUGCUAGGUGCUCUGGACCCCUUCAAGCACAAACUCUUGCAAGGAAGCGAGGACGUUAACGCCGAGUCAUCCGGGCCAAGGGUGACAGACAUCACCCUUCUGAUGAACUCGCCUACGACAUCCAAUGAGGACUUUUACCAGACCGUAGCGAUCAACUCGCUGGUGUCGGUGUUGAACGACUCGACGAUGAAGGAGUUCCAUUAUGAGGCGGUAGAGGCGGUCAUGUUGAUCUUCCGGACUCAGCGGUUGCGAUGCGUUUCGUUCCUCCCUCAGAUCCUCCCCGCCUUCCUGCAUGUCAUCCGCAUCGCUGCUCCCCAUCGCCAAGAUGUCUACCUCAAGCAGCUCGCCAAUCUCAUCACCAUCGUCAAGCAGCACAUUCGCAACUACCUCGAAGACGUCUUCGGCCUGGUCCACGACUUCUGGGACCCCAACUCCAACCUCCAAAUCACCAUCAUCCACCUCGUCGAGGCCGUCGCCAAAGCGGUCGAAGGCGAGUUCAAGGCGUACCUCCCCCGUCUCCUCCAGCAGAUCCUGCGCACCUUUGACGGCGACCUCGCGGCCAAAUACCUCCCGGAACGACGGCGGAAUACGCUCCUUCAUAUUCUCAAGGCGUUCUACGUCUUUGGCAGCAGUAUCGAGGACUACCUCCACCUCGUCCUCCCCGUCAUUGUCCGCAGCUUUGAUAAUCCCCUCGCCCCGGACGAGCUGCGCAAGGCGGCAUUGCGGACGACGGGCCAGCUUUGCCGCAAGGUCAACUUUUCGGACCAUGCGAGUCAGAUCAUCCAUCCCUUAAUUAGGACGCUGGGCAAUAGCGAGUCAGAGAUCAGGGGGAUUGCGAUGGACACGCUGAGUGUCCUGGUCCUGCAGUUUGGGCCGGAUUAUGCCAUCUUUAUCCCGAUGGUCAAUAAGACCCUGGUCGAGCACAAGAUCACACAUCCGACCUACGACCAGCUCAUCACCAAGCUCCUCAACCGCGAGCGCCUUCCACCAGAUCUCGGCCCCGUCGAGCGGUUCGCGAAUGACCCGAUGUCAGACAUGUCGGUCGUUGCGGAGCAGGCCAAGCUGCCGGUCAAUCAGCAGCAGCUCAAGGCGGCAUGGGACUGCUCGGGCGUCACCUCCAAGCAGGACUGGAUCGAGUGGAUCAAGCGGCUAGGGAACGAGCUCAUGCGCGAGUCUCCCAGUCAGGCGAUCCGGGCGAGUCGGAAUUUGGCCGAGGUGCAUCCGCCGUUUGCGAGGGAGCUGUUCAAUGUGGCGUUUGUGUCGUGCUGGUCCGAGCUGUACGAGAGCUACCAGGAGGAUCUGGUGCACCAUCUUGAGAUGGCAUUGACGAAUCCGGCGGUUCCGCCCGAUGCGGUCAAUGUAAUUCUCAACUUGGCGGAGUUCAUGGAGCAUGACGAGAAGCCACUGGCUAUCGAGUCGAGACUGCUGGGCGACUACGCCGCCAUCUUCCACGCCUACGCCAAAGCUCUGCACUAUAAGGAGCUCGAGUUCUUCGUCGACGCCUCCGUCGGCGUCGUCGAGGACCUUAUCAGCAUCAACCAGAAGCUGCAGCAAUCCGACGCUGCCUGGGGUACGCUCGAGUACGCCCAGGAGAAUAUGGAGAUGACGGACGAUGUCCUCUGGUACGAGAAGCUCGGACGAUGGGAGGAGGCGCUCAAAGUCUGGACUGCGCGCGGCGACGACCCGGACACCGACUUUUCCGAGGACCGGAUCGCAAUGGGCAAGCUGCAGGCCCUGCACGCUCUCGGCGAAUGGGAUCAGCUCUCCGAAUUCGUCUCGGUCCGGUGGACGACCGCUACCAACGAUGAAAAGAAGCUUAUGGCUCCUUUGGCAGCCGCGGCUAGUUGGAGUCUGUAUCAAUGGGAUCAGAUGGACGACUAUAUCGCGUCGAUGAAGAGCGACUCGGCGGACCGGAACUUCUUCCGCGCGAUCCUGCAGGUGCAUCGGAAUCAGUAUAGCCAGGCAUUGAAGAGUAUUGGAAGAGCAAGGGAGAAGCUGGAUCCGGAGUUGACGUCGUUGACGAGCGAGAGUUAUGGAAGGGCGUACGACGUGAUUGUUCGAGUACAGAUGCUGUCCGAGCUGGAGGAGAUCAUCCAGUACAAGGAUCUUCAGCACGAGCCGUAUCGGCAGGAAACGCUGCGGAAGACUUGGCACAACAGGCUGGAAGGGUGUCAGCGCGACGUCGAGGUAUGGCAGCGUAUCCUCCAACUCCGUUCCCUUGUCCUUUCGCCCAGCGAAGACAUGGACACCUGGAUCACCUUUGUCGACCUCUGCCGCACGUCCGACCGGAUCAACCUCGCCGAAAAAACUCUCACCUCGCUGGUCGGCAAUACCAACCUCGAGACGGACUCGGAGGAGAACCCUAUCCGCGCACCACCACCCGUCAUCUUUGCCUACUACCGCCUCACUUGGGCCAAGCACAACCGGGACAACGAAAAGGGCGAGCGCGUCAACUCGCUCAACCAGCUUCGGCUGUUCACCGAGACGCUCUCGAACGAUAUCGGGGUCAGUGGGGACGGUCUGGCUCGUUCUGCCCUUACCGACGAAAAGCUCUUCAGCGAGUACAAGAAGCUGCUGGCCAAGUGCUAUGUCGAGCUCGGGCAGUGGCAGACCGCGAUGCGCGGCGAAGAGGGUAUUGCGGCGGAUCCAGGCCCGAUCCUUGCCGACUACUAUACCGCCACUCAGCUCGAUACCGACUGGUAUCAGGCUUGGCAUACCUGGGCGCUGGCCAACUUUGAGGUCAUCACUCAGUUGGAAGUGUCAGACCAGGGUCUUCAGGCUAUUCACUUCACGACCUACAUCGUUCCGGCUGUUGAAGGUUUCCUCCGAUCCAUUUCGCUCUCGCCGGGGAAUGCGCUCCAAGACACGCUUCGACUGCUCACGCUGUGGUUCCAGUACGGAUACCAGCAACGGGUGGCAGACGCCAUCUCGGAUGGGCUCAAGGUGGUCAAGGUGGACGUCUGGCUGGAAGUUAUUCCUCAGAUCAUUGCCCGCAUUCACACUCCUCGACAUGCCAUCCAGACCCUCAUUCUCCGGCUCCUCGGCGAAGUCGGCCGAGCCCAUCCCCAAGCGCUCGUCUACCCCCUUACCGUCGCCGCCAAAUCCAAUGCUGCCGCCAGAAAAGCAGUCGCCAACAACAUCAUGGUCAGGAUGCGAGACCACUCUGCCGAGAUUGUCGACCAAGCUCAACUCGUCUCGACCGAGCUCAUCCGAGCUGCUAUUCUUUGGCAUGAGCAGUGGUAUGAUGGUCUGGAGGAGGCUAGCAAGCAUUACUUUGCGGAUAGCAACUUGCAGGGCAUGUUUGACGCUUUGAUGCCGUUGCAUGACAUGAUUGAACGUGGUGCCGAAACACUUCGGGAGACCUCCUUCGUCCAGAGCUUCGGACACGAUCUGCGUAUCGCCCGCGAACACCUCCAGCGCUUCACCAUGCACAACGACCAGAUGGAGAUUCAGCAAGCAUGGGACAUCUACUACUCGGUGUUCCAGCGGCUUCAAAAGCAGCUCAAACUCCUCAACGUCAUCGAGCUGCAGUAUGUCUCGCCAAAGCUCUUGACGAUCCACGAUCUCGACCUUGCUGUCCCGGGCACAUACGAAAGCGGCAAGCCCGUGAUCGGUAUCGGCCGCAUCUUGCCCACUUUCCAGGUCAUCAACUCCAAGCAGCGUCCGCGAAAGUUCAGCAUGCGGGGACGGGACGGCAAGGACUAUACAUACUGUCUCAAAGGACAUGAGGAUCUUCGGCAAGACGAACGGGUCAUGCAGCUCUUCGGGCUGGUCAAUACCCUUCUACUCGUCGAUCAAGAAUGCGCCAAGCGACACCUCAGCAUCCAGCAGUUCUCGGUCACUCCGCUUUCGCCAGGCGCUGGUCUGCUUGGCUGGGUCCAGCAUACCGACACCAUGCACAUGCUCAUCAAGAACUACCGAGAGUCGAGGAAGAUCUUGGUGGAUAUCGAAAAUCGUCUCAUGCAGCAGAUGGCGGAUGAGUCAUACCAUGACCUGCCCCUCCUCCACAAGGUCGAAGUCUUCCAGUACGCCCUGGACAACACCACCGGUCAAGACCUCUACCGGAUCUUGUGGCUCCGUAGUCGCAACUCGGAGGCAUGGCUGGAGCGCCGAGUCAACUACACCCGCAGUCUCGGUGUCAACUCGAUGGUGGGGUAUAUCCUGGGUCUUGGGGACAGACAUCCGAGUAAUCUGUUGCUGGAUCAGAGCUCAGGCAAAAUUGUCCACAUCGACUUUGGUGACUGCUUUGAGAUUGCUCAGACUCGAGAAAAGUACCCCGAGAAGGUGCCCUUCAGGCUCACACGGAUGCUCAUCCACGCCAUGGAGGUCUGCGGUAUCACUGGCACCUUCUCGCGCUCGUGCGAGGUCUCGAUGGAGGUGCUUCGGGACAAUCGCGAGUCGCUCAUGGCGGUUCUCGAGGCGUUCGUGUACGAGCCGCUUAUCGCUUGGCGUUUGACAGCGACAAAUCAGCCCGGAGGAAGGGUCAAUACGGAGCAGGAUAUGGACGAGGUGUCGCAGAGGAAGACCAAGGCGAAUGAGACGGAGAUCUUGGGUGACGACCGAGGAGGAGGCGAGAUCAAGAAUGACCGGGGUCUGCAGGUCAUUGAUCGUGUGCGCCGAAAGUUGACAGGGAGGGACUUCAAGCCCGAAACGGUCUUGACGGUCAAGAUGCAGGUGGAGAAGCUGGUCGACGAGGCGACCAAGACCGAGAAUCUCUGUGUAGCGUUCAUUGGAUGGUGUUCAUUCUGGUAA
Dioszegia hungarica is the source of this 7062-nucleotide messenger RNA. RefSeq names its product armadillo-type protein. Gene Ontology annotation, biological process: TOR signaling; negative regulation of macroautophagy; protein phosphorylation. Gene Ontology annotation, cellular component: TORC1 complex; TORC2 complex; nucleus. Gene Ontology annotation, molecular function: protein-containing complex binding; protein serine/threonine kinase activity; protein binding. Bases 1 to 7062 code for a protein of 2353 amino acids. The transcript has 29 exons. The record is from RefSeq and is a predicted model, not a curated record. Lineage: Eukaryota; Fungi; Basidiomycota; Tremellomycetes; Tremellales; Bulleribasidiaceae.